Triticum turgidum subsp. durum (durum wheat) is the source of this 2637-nucleotide messenger RNA. NCBI's taxonomy places the organism in Eukaryota, Viridiplantae, Streptophyta, Magnoliopsida, Poales, Poaceae. The record is from the annotation of a GenBank genome assembly.
AUGCAAUCACUUGAAGAAGGUGCUGACAUGCUGAGAGAGAGAUGCUUGAAGUAUCACAAAGGUUGCCGUAAAUACACUGAAGGGCUAGGCGAAGCAUAUGAUGGAGAUAUUGCAUUCGCAAGUUCACUAGAAGCAUUUGGAGGCGGUCACAAUGAUCCAAUCAGUGUUGCCUUUGGAGGACCCGUGAUGACCAAAUUUACAAUUGCCUUGAGAGAAAUUGGAACAUACAAGGAAGUUUUGCGCUCCCAGGUUGAGCAUAUGCUAAAUGACAAGCUGCUGCAGUUUGUGGACAUGGAUUUGCAUGAUGUGAAGGAUGCCCGAAAGCGUUUUGACAAGGCUAGCCUUCUGUACGACCAGGCUCGUGAGAGGUAUUUAUCCUUGAAGAAAGGAACAAGGACAGACAUAGCAACUGCAGUUGAGGAUGAGCUUCACAGCGCCAGAUCUUCAUUUGAGCAAGCUCGUUUCAACCUGGUCACUGCGCUUUCAAACAUUGAGGCUAAGAAGAGAUUUGAAUUUUUGGAGGCUGUUAGUGGAACAAUGGAUGCACAUCUUCGUUAUUUCAAACAAGGAUAUGAAUUACUCCAUCAGAUGGAACCGUAUAUCAAUCAAGUGCUUGCUUAUGCACAGCAAUCAAGAGAAAGGUCCAACUACGAGCAAGCUGCUCUUGUAGAGAGGAUGCAAGAGUUCAAAAGGCAGAUUGACCGGGAAAGUCGGUGGUCACCAAACGGGAUGACUGAUUCCCCUAAUGGUGAUGGAAUACAAGCAAUUGGUCGAAGUUCACAUAAGAUGAUUGAAGCCGUCAUGCAGUCAGCUUCAAAGGGAAAGGUUCAGACUAUUCGGCAAGGCUAUCUCUCAAAGCGUUCUUCGAAUUUGAGAGGCGACUGGAAAAGGAGGUUCUUUGUCCUUGAUAAUCGAGGAAUGUUGUAUUACUACCGCAAGCAAAAUAGUAGACCAUCCAGUGGUUAUUCUAACCAACGAAGUAGCACUCCCAAUGAGCAUGGCUCUGGGCUGCUUAGCAGAUGGUUCUCAUCUCAUUACCAUGGCGGUGUGCAUGAUGAGAAAUCUGUAGCACGACAUACAGUAAACCUGCUAACGUCAACCAUUAAAGUUGACGCAGAUCAAUCAGAUCUAAGGUUCUGUUUCAGAAUAAUUUCGCCCACAAAAAACUACACACUGCAGGCAGAGAGUGCGAUGGAUCAGAUGGAUUGGAUUGAAAAGAUCACUGGUGUCAUUGCUUCUUUGUUAAGCUCCCAAUCCCCUGAACGGCGUCUACUGUUGAGCCCUAAGGGCAGUGGCCAUCAUCGAACAAACAGCGAAAGUAGUUCUUUCAGUAGCUCAACAGAACUUGACCAUUCCAUGAGUGAAGAUUUUAUGAUGGAAAAGAACUCAGGAAGUGGGUACUUUGAGCACUCCAGAGUCACACAACAUCAUCGAACCAGCAUGAGACCUGACAAGCCAAUUGAAUUGCUUAGGAAGGUGGUUGGCAAUGAUGUUUGUGCUGAUUGUGGUGCUGCAGAGCCUGAUUGGGCAUCCCUAAACCUCGGAGUCCUUGUAUGCAUAGAAUGUUCUGGUGUACACCGGAAUCUUGGUGUGCAUAUAUCUAAGGUAAGGUCUCUGACACUUGAUGUCAGGGUGUGGGAGCCAUCUGUAAUCAAUCUCUUCCAGUCUUUAGGCAACACAUUUGCCAACACUAUCUGGGAAGAAAUGUUAACUUCGUCAAGCAGUUUUGAUCAUGGUGAUACUUCGAGAUCUGAUGGAAUUGAAAACACACCAGAUAACUUGGCUGUCAGAAAGCCUAAACAAUCGGAUCCUAUCUCUCUGAAAGAGAAAUUUAUUCAUGCCAAGUAUGCUGAGAAAGAUUUUGUACGGAAGCAUAGUAUGGAUGAGACUCAGCUAGCACAACAGAUGUGGGAUCAUGUAAGUUCAAACAACAAGAUGGAGGUGUACAGUCUGAUAGUGCGAUCGAACGCCGAUGUAAAUCUAACUUAUGGGCAGACAUCAUUCAAUUCGGCUUUGACUCUUGGGAAAGCGCUUCUCUUACAAGAGCAACCGUCUUCGCCGUCAAAUGGUAGUUCUAGAUGCUUUGACCGUGGUGCAUCUGAGAAAAUUUCUCCCAGGGGUUCUCUUUCUCCUGCGAGCACGAGUGCGCGAACAGACGAAUUAGAUGGCUGUGCUGAGGGCCUAUCUCUGCUUCAUCUGGCAUGCCGUGUCGCGGAUAUAGGCAUGGUUGAGCUACUCUUGCAGUAUGGGGCCAGUGUGAAUUCCACGGAUCCUAGAGGCCGAACACCGCUUCAUCACAGCAUUUUGAAAGGAAGGCGCGUGCAUGCCAAGUUGCUCCUCUCCAGGGGUGCUGAUUCGCAGGCGACAGACCGUGAGGGUAGAACGGCAUUGCAGUACGCCAUCGACAGCGGAACCAUCGAGGACGAAGAGAUUCUUGUUUUGUUAGAAGACCCCAGGAAACUGCUCGCCGUCGGUGGGCGGCGAGGUUUGGUUUGGUUGGUUAUGGUUACUUGUGCGGCCGUGCCGCGCCUGCAUGGGACAUGGUGUCGCCCAGGAAGACGACGGCCCCAGUUACUCUGUCAAACAAACAAGGAGCAAGACGGCGACCUUGCCGACGAGGACGAGAGGAGGAAUUAA